Messenger RNA from Suillus plorans, 417 nucleotides. RefSeq lists its product as uncharacterized. The transcript has a single exon. The record is from RefSeq and is a predicted model, not a curated record. NCBI's taxonomy places the organism in Eukaryota, Fungi, Basidiomycota, Agaricomycetes, Boletales, Suillaceae. The annotation marks the transcript as partial.
AUGCGUAUUGACACAAGCUUCUCACGUUCCCCCAGUACUACUCGGGAUUUCCUUGGGGAGCCAAUGUCCAGGGAUCGAUAUUCCAGGGCAAGCCAUGCAUCGCGUGUGCGAGAUGUUACUUGGAUUUCGGCUUCUCAGCCAUCCCAGUACCCUGCAACCCAAACCCCUCAAACCCCUAACUGGCAUUCCACUCCUGUUAUGCGUCCAGCGCCUCAUACGGCGCACGCCACUCUAUCAGACACUGAGGAGUAUAUGACUGUUGGCAUCGAAGUCACAGGUGCCGAUGAGGAGAAUGGGUAUGGGUCUUCAGAGGGACAUGAAAGGAAGCCUCAGGGGAAGAAGACGUUUUACGGUGGAAUCAUGAACGGGUUGAAAAGUAUACCGAGAGUCAUGUCGAGAGGACGUUUGAACUCAAAG